AGCCUGAACACUGACUUUCACUUAACAGAUUCACAGACCUGUUGUUAGGAAAACUCUCAUACUGCAGCAGGCUCUGACCGUCCUGGUCCUGGUUCUGGUUCUGGUUCUGGAGAACCUGCAAAAUUUUGUCUGACUUCUUGAGAAUCUUACCAGCUGAGUUACCAGCGGAGUUGCAGCUGUCGGUUUGAGGUGUUCUGUCCCGGCGAUGGUUCCCCCCUGGCCGGCCGCCAACAAGCCCCACGUGUGCUUGACGGCGGGCCUCAUCAUGACCAGCCUGGCCCUGAUGGACGCCUACCUGCUGGAGCAGAACUCGGGCCCCCGGUGGGUCGGCGUGUGCAUCAGUGUGCUGGCGGGAGAUGCCUGCUUCCUCGUGGUGCUGCGGUUCGUCGCCGUGUGGGCGGGGUCGGAGGUGCACACGGCCCGGCGAGGCUACGCCAUGAUCCUCUGGUUCUUCUACAUCUUCAUUCUGGAGAUCAAGGUCUACUUUGUGUACCAGAACUACAAGUCUCAGGGCGUGGACGUGGAGGUGGUGGGCAUGUCCCGCGGUGCCCUCACGCUGCUGCUGUCCGUCUGCCCGCCCGUUGUGUUCGUCACUCUGGCGGCCAUCGACCACCUGGAGUACUUGAGGCCGUACAGGAAGAGAGAGGAGAUCCGGAGCCGUCUGUUCUGGGUGGUGGUGGACCUGCUGGACAUGGUGGACGUCCAGGCCGACCUGUGGGAGCUGGGGGGAGCGGGGCUCCCCCUGUGGGUGGAGGGGCUGAUGUUCUUCUACUGCUACAUCCUGCUGCUGGUGCUGCCCUGCAUCUCGCUCAGUGAGAUCAGCCUGCAGGGCGUCAACGUCGUCCCCCACAGGAUGAUGCUGUACCCCAUCCUCAGCCUGGCCGCCCUCAACGUCGUCACCCUGCUGAUCCGUGGAGGGAACCUGCUGAUUUACGGGGACGUCCGAGUGUCCGCGGUCAUGAUGGGGAAGAACGUGGUCGCCAUCGUGGUGAAGCUCUGCAGCCUGCAGCAAUACAGGCGACACCAGCCGCCGAACGCCGCUACCGCCGCAGAGCCACGAGACGAGCCGCACCACCACCACCCUCAGGACCUCCAGACAUCCAGCAGCCAGCCGGUGGAGCUGCCCCGGGUCCUGAUCCAGGACUUCACCACUAUACCGGAGGAGGAGCAGGAUCAGGAGGAGGAGGAGGAGGAGAAGAGUGAUGAACCAUGA
This is a messenger RNA of Centropristis striata (black sea bass), 1213 nucleotides long. Its product is annotated as transmembrane protein 121-like. NCBI's taxonomy places the organism in Eukaryota, Metazoa, Chordata, Actinopteri, Perciformes, Serranidae. The coding region runs from base 206 to 1213 and encodes 335 amino acids. The record is from RefSeq and is a predicted model, not a curated record. The transcript has a single exon.